CAGAUGUACAGGGCGAGCGCCGGAGACCUGUUUGAUCUUUUCAAACGCCAAAGAGUUAGCAGGCCUCCGUGCUGAUUGCGAGGCCAGGCGACCAGUGAGUGAUGCGGCCUCGGUCUGCAGUAUCUGGCAUGUUAACACCCUGGGUCAAACAACACAAUCUACGCGUUCGGACGAGCUCCGUUAUUUUGAGCUCGGAAAUCCUUUUUACACGUUCGAGACAUUUCAUCUUGCGAACCUAUUAGGGCUGAGUAUGAUUUUUAAAAAAUGGCAUUCGAAUCAUUAUCCUUGUUUAUGUAGGUUUCCCUGUCCAGGUCCUUGCUUCAUCUUCAACUUCUGAGUAAAAGUAGAAAUAGAUGUAAAUAAAGUAAUUCUCUCGUCAUGUUAUGCAGCAGUACUGUUGUUCUUGUUAUCCGUUUCACAGCGUCUUUCUAGAUGAAUGGCGUUCACACUACAUAGUACACCCCAAAGACCCCUCAUUAUAAAAUCACACCCAUCACUAAGAUCGGAGGAGCAGACCUCAGGAAUGGAAACACAUUGGUGCGACAACGUUGCGGAUCCAUGGCUUGGCUCCGACUUGCAACGUUUCGCAAAACCUCAGGCGACGGCGCUUUUGCUCUGGAAUGCUCCACGCAUACACGAGGCGAUGACAAUGGUGCAUGAGAAUGGGAGAGAAAGACAGGAAAGCUCUUCAGUGCGUGAGGCGUAUGAGCUAUUCUGUAAAGAGGUUGUUUUCGACUUCUACCUGAAACAAGAUGGACCACUAGGCGAUGAGGCGAACAAGGCAUCGCUCGUGAAGGCUUGGUGUAAGGACCCAAGCGCUAAUCUAGUUUACAAUAUAUUUGAAGCGCAAUAAGUCAAAUUAUUAUGACCCCCCGCUCAGAUUUCGAUUUGAACCUCGAAUCUUGCAUUGAACCAAAUUAACUUCAUUCAGUGUCUGUUUCUAUGCAAAAGCAACAUUGUGUAGAAACAGUACCGAAGCUUACGGGCUUGUAAUCGUAAUGUCCUCGAAGCAUUUGAGGUCCUUCAGCCUUGAACGUGAUAAAUUAAACUUUGUGGUGGAUGAUGUGCUA
Molecule: messenger RNA, 1070 nt
Organism: Amoebophrya sp. A25
Lineage: Eukaryota; Dinophyceae; Syndiniales; Amoebophryaceae
Source: the annotation of a GenBank genome assembly